Molecule: messenger RNA, 2207 nt
Organism: Myxocyprinus asiaticus (Chinese sucker)
Lineage: Eukaryota; Metazoa; Chordata; Actinopteri; Cypriniformes; Catostomidae
Gene: loxl5b
Product: lysyl oxidase-like 5b
Exons: 7
Coding region: 151-1521 (456 amino acids)
Biological process (GO): peptidyl-lysine oxidation
Molecular function (GO): copper ion binding; protein-lysine 6-oxidase activity
Source: RefSeq, a predicted model, not a curated record
GUGCUCCUCUGUCCGUUUCGAGUGGCAUUGAGAAAAAUUCGGACUAUGCUGUUGACGCACUCCACAGUCCCACAUCCACUUGGACAGACGCGGUUUCCAGAGGAACAACUGUACUUGGAACCACAUUAGUUUUAUAGCUACAGCAUUUCAAUGUAUCUCAAGAUGCCACAUUUGGUUUUAUUUUUAUAUUUACUUCAAGGACUGAAUAAUUUUAUUGCCGCGCAACAAGCUGCGCCCUGGAGAAACCGGAUCCAGUGGGUGAAUAACGGUCAGGUGUUUAGUUUAAUGAGCACCGGGUCUGAGUAUCACGCACCGGUACCGUCCAGGACACAGUCCAGGGUUAAUCUGAGCAGCAAUCGAGACAGGACGAUGCAAAUUCGAGUGGGCACAUCCAAUACUCUGGCUGAGAGACCCACUAAUAGCGCGUCGGAUAGCGGGACAACCGCGCUUCUGGGGUCGGACAGCACGCGCUAUAUAGUGGCCAACAGCCGCGCACCAGGUGCCCGUCAAGUGCAGAUGCGUCAGAGAGCCAGAGGUCCUCCAGGAACCAGAGUUAAUGGUACCAUUCUGUCUGAAUACUCAGGCGGAGGUGUCCCUGGAAGAAGCCCAGCACGGCGAGAAAAUAACGCGCGGAGAGCGCCAGCUUUUGCCAGUAUUCAACAGCUGAUUGCGCCCACGCAGAAUUCCAACACCUUUCCAAACCCUGAUUACGGAAACUACAAUGAUGCGAGUGUCUCCAGAACGCCUGAGCAGGGAACAGCACCUGACAAUAUGGCAGGAGAUGACCCACGAAACAGGAAUACGGUUUUCUACAACAUUUAUCAACCCGGUGGAAGGAACAACAUCCCCCGCCGCCCUCCGCCGGGCACCGGGUACGGCACCAGAUAUUUCCACAACGGUCUUCCAGACCUUGUUGCAGACCCGUAUUCUAUCCAGGCGGGCUCGUAUAUCCAGCGCGUACAGAUGUACGCGCUCCGCUGCGCAGCUGAGGAAAACUGCCUGUCGCGGUCAGCAUACAGACCGACAGUGAGAGAUAUUGACUACAGAGUUCUUCUCCGGUUUCCACAAAAAGUCAGAAACAUGGGAACAACUGACUUUCUGCCAGUCAAACCCAGACAUGAGUGGGAGUGGCACAGCUGUCAUCAGCACUAUCACAGCAUGGACGCGUUCAGUCACUAUGAUCUCUUGGACAUUAACACUGGACUAAAGGUUGCUGAAGGACACAAAGCGAGCUUCUGUCUGGAGGACACUGGCUGUGAUCCCGGCUUCCAUCGCAGAUACGCCUGCACUACACACACCCAGGGAUUGAGUCCAGGUUGCCAUGAUACUUAUGCAGCCAAUAUUGACUGCCAGUGGAUCGACAUCACAGAUGUUCCUCCAGGAAACUACAUUCUUAAGGUCACAGUCAAUCCAAACUUCCUGGUGCCCGAGUCUGACUUCUCUAAUAAUGUUGUGCGAUGUGAAGUCAUUUACACUGGCCAUUUCAUCCAAACACGAAAUUGCAGAAUAACUGGGAAUUAAAGACAUCGGAUCAUGUAAAUGUGUUUGUCCUUCUAUUAGAGUACAUUUUAAAGGCCUAUAUAAUAGGUAAUAAUUUAAUUGAAAUGUUUCUCAGUAACUUGAAACAAUCCAUACAAUUGUUGGAAUAAUUGUUAAUGACAAAUGUAAUGUACUGUUCUUGCCUAGUGCCAGCAGCAAAACUGAAAAUGCCCAUUUUUAGUCUCAUCAACUUUGUUUUUCUGAAGCUUGCUUUAUAAUAAAAUGUUAAUUUCUUCUUUUAAAAUAAAAACCAUAAAUUAUAGAUUAAGUGUUUACAGUAUGUUUGUAUCCUAUUGCUUUUAAGCAUUUGUAUUUAUUGCAUAGAUUAUAAUAAAUAUAUAUAUAAAAUAUCCUUUAAACUAAGAUAAUGUUUAUUUGGACGUUCCACUUGAUUUUGAGUUCAUAGUGGUUGAGCGUAUUUCUCCAGUACAGACCACUAGUGUAAAAUUUACAUUUGAAAUACUCAAAAGAGUUGAUACUCCAGUUGUGGGCCAAUAUUUCUGUAUCUUCAAAAGCUUUGUGAAUAUGCAAUAUGUAGAGUUUUACUGUGUUCACUGUCUGCCUUUUUCUUUGCCAUGAUUAUAAUAUUCAUUCCAUGAAUCCUGGACUUGGAUGGACGAAGCCGUUUGGCUUGAUAUACAAUAAACAAAACAAAUAGAGUGAAUGUA